AUGAUAUCAAUUUACCUCGUUUAUGUUAUGGGUCAUUCGAAAGAUGGGGGCGAAUAAAUGGUUCGAGUAUCGGUACGAAUCAUAGUCAAACAGCUCUUCACAAAAGAGACGAUAAUUCAGGAAGAGAAACAACUAACUUCUGAAACAUUAAAAUGUUCGAGUCCUGAGAUACAAAUUCACAUCAGUGUUAGCAUCUACGCACCAACAGAAUGGCCCACUCUGACGGAAACAAGGCUCUUUAUGCCAAGAUGAUAGUAGAUGUUGUUUUGUCACCGCUUUUCGAGAGGUUGGAGAAAAAAGACCUGGCAGCGUCACAGACUUUGAGGGCAGCAUUUACAAAGGUUGAUUCCCAGCUGCCCGGGUUCACGUUUGACUUUGCCAGUGGGUUGCUUCGUAAGGCAGACCUCCAUGACAAGUUGGAUGUCAGUGAGACACUGCUAAAGUUGGGAGGAUCUACAGAAUCUGAAGAUUUGAGGAUCACACGUCCAGAGAACACAUUCCAGGAGCUGAGUCGCUGUGCCGCCACGCUAAAAAAAAUCCUGAGUAGAAUUCCUGAACAAAUCUACGACAGAAAACAGUUCUUGGAAACUAUCAAAGAGAUAGCUAGUGCUAUUAAGCUGCUGUUAGACGCAGUUAACCGAGUGAUCAGCGAGGUACCUACAUCUGAGAAUGGCAGCAAACAGAUCUUGGAAGACAGAAAGCGGGAGUUUGUGCGCUACUCCAAGAAAUUCAGCAACACCUUGAAAGAGUUCUUCAGGGAUACCAACCAAAAUCACAAUGUAUUCCUGAGUGCCAACUACCUGACCUACCAGACCAACGUGAUUCUACGAACAGUGAAGCAGGAGUGUAGUUAGACACUCACUGGACAUGUUGACAGACAGCACACACUUUUGUUGUUCCUAGUUUUUUAGCAAAAUUCUUUCAUUUGCCUUUUUAUUCCGCUCUGAAUGGAUUUUGGGUCAUGCUCUGUGAAAAUGGGGUUUAAUGCUUGGGCGUAAAGUGUUGUCCAAGAUUAGCCUGUGCAGUCCACACAGGCUAAUCAGGGAUAACAUUUUCCACCUAAACUUGAUUUUUUGCAAAGAAGAUACUUUCUUUUAACCUAAAAUAUCAUUAAAGUGUAAGGUAUUGUCCCUGAUUAGCGUUUGCAGACUGCACAGGCUAAUCUUGGACGACGCUUUAUGCACAUGCAUUAAACCCCCUUUUCACAGAGCGCGGUCAGUUGGCCUGACGGUGUAUGUCUUAAAAGUUUGUUGAGUACAUGUAAACUCUUUCCACAUUAUUUCAAGCAAUGUAAUUGAAACUUAAAAAUGCCAUAAUCAUGAAGUGUACAUUUUCAAAACAUUUUUUUUCCAACCAAAUGAUCCAAUAAUUUCUGAGUCAUUUUCUUUUGAAAAUGGGCAUGGCCAUAUCAUUGGAAAUGUGUAAGUUUGUUGACAGAACAGUUUUCACUUCAACAUUUCUCCAUUGAUCAAUUUAAACUUCAAAUAUUAGGCUCAAUUAAAUGUGUGGACGAUUUUUCAUGUCUAUGGUUCAGCACAUGCCAGCAUAAUUUACCCUUAAAACAGGUGACAAAGCCAUCUAUACACGCAGCAUAAAUUGCUAUGUACACAAAAAUAUUUUCAUAAUUAAAAAAAAAAUUGACGAAGGAGUUGCAUUUUGUAUAAUUCAAACUAUUUAAUAUAUUUUGUUCAUGUAGCCAGAUUAGAAUUUGUGUGUACAGUAGGUCUCAUUUAACUUAUUUACAUGUAUUUGUUUACGUGUAUAUUGAUGACAAUUUCAGAGACUUUAAAAUCACAUGCAUAUAAAUUAUCAGUCCUGUAUAUCAGAGAACAUUUAAAUGAAACAAGUAAAAUCACACUUCCAAACAAAUUGUUUUUAAAAGAUAUUCAUCAAUUUAUUGAUAUGAAUAAUAGCUUUAUAAUGACUGCAUGCUACUGUUUUGGUAUUGGUAUGUGAUUAAACCAAAAAUAUCAUUAAAGUGGAAAGUGUUUUCCCUGAAUAGCCCGUGCAGACUGCACAGGCUAAUCUGGGACGACACUUUAUGCACAUGCAUUAAACCCCCUUUUCACAGAGCAUGGCCAAUAUAUUUUAGUCACUCAGUUGGUCUGCCGGUGUAUGUCCUAAAGGUCUGUUGAGUACCGGUAAACUCUUUCCACAUGAUUCCAUGUGAUUAAACAAAAAAUAACAGCUGCAUCAUAAAUUGGUAAAUAAAAAAAAUAUUUUAGCCAUGGGCACAAGAAUUUACUAGGAUUGAACACACUUUAAUUUUGUACCAAUAAAACCUUAGCUUUUUAGGUUCAAGUGUUUUGUUUUUAUGAUUUCUUUACAAAACUGCUGACAUUUAGGCUUUAUUUGCUUUUGAUUGUUGUGCAACUUGUUUUGUCAGACAACCUGAGCACAACCUGAGCAGGCAUCAUGAUCAUUUUGAAGUUUGACAAAUGAUAAUACAUGUAGUGGUUUACAUCUGCUUAUAUUGUCUCCUUAACCCCUGUAUAUUUUUACUGGUUCAUGCAUUAUGUAUAUUUUGGAUUCAAAAUGGAUUGAAUUAUAUAUUUGGAUUGUGUAUGAUAUAUGCUAGUAGUGCAUACAAUAAAUAACACACAUUGAA
Molecule: messenger RNA, 2608 nt
Organism: Dreissena polymorpha
Lineage: Eukaryota; Metazoa; Mollusca; Bivalvia; Myida; Dreissenidae
Product: programmed cell death protein 10-like
Exons: 8
Coding region: 210-854 (214 amino acids)
Biological process (GO): regulation of Golgi organization; positive regulation of MAP kinase activity
Cellular component (GO): FAR/SIP/STRIPAK complex; Golgi apparatus
Molecular function (GO): protein kinase binding
Source: RefSeq, a predicted model, not a curated record